Molecule: messenger RNA, 3934 nt
Organism: Drosophila nasuta
Lineage: Eukaryota; Metazoa; Arthropoda; Insecta; Diptera; Drosophilidae
Product: serine-rich adhesin for platelets
Exons: 8
Coding region: 380-3160 (926 amino acids)
Source: RefSeq, a predicted model, not a curated record
AAAUUAAAUAGAUGAAGAAAAAUUAAAAUAAAUUAAAUCAAAAAUUCAAUCAAAUAUUUUUCGCAGUGCACUUAGUGCGUUUCAGCGUUGCCACCCGGUUGUGUUGUUGUUGCUGCCUGCUUGCCAGCGUGUGCACAUUCCGGGUGAAUGGCAUUCAAAAAUGGAAUGGAAAAAUCGUAAAUAACAUUGCAAUCUACUGCAACAAGAAAGUAGCGAAAUACACAAAAUAAAAAUCAAAAUAAAGAACAAUGUAAAACAGUUGCUAAGUGUUUGCGAAUACAUAAAGUGCAAUGGCUAAACGAUCCGUAGAUAUGUGCUAAGCUAAUAUACAAAUAACAAUAACAAAUAGUGCGUAGAGAGUACAAAACAAAUUGUAGGCAUGGUUGAGACACCAAAAUUUGGCAAUUUGGAAGCCUAUACUUAUCUGCUUGUGACCCUCAAUCUGACGCUAACAUUGAUUGUAAUGUUUUUCAAUUGUCUGUGCUGCAAGAAAAGCAUACCCAAAAAUGAUUUGCUGGGUCUCGAGGGCAUGGUCAAGCUGAAGAAUCCCGACGAAAUCAUUGUGCUCAACAGCACCCACAAUGGUGCAACAGCGGCGUCUGCAACAGCUGUGGCAACCAGCAAUAGUUUGGUGCACAACAGCGAAUCACAAGCGGAGCUCAAUGCUUCCACGGUGUCAAAUGCAGACUCCGAGAAACGUUCCAGCACGGCAGCGCAUCGCAGUUUGCCGGACAUUCCAGUGGCGGAGCAGCAGGACAAUGGCUCGGAACUGUACGAAACAGUGGCCGACAAGCAGCUGGCCAAUGCGCAUAAUCAGAGUCCUCAACCCAGUCUGAAGAAACAGACGAGCGUCUCGCAGCAUAGUUCGAUCAGUCAGGCGGACGAUGUUAGCUCACCGUAUUCACGUGUUAAAGGCAUACCGCAUGAUUAUGCCAAAGUGCGUGCCACCGAGCAUCCUUAUGCACAACUCAAUGCACCGUCCACUUCCAGCGCGGCAGCUGCGGCUGUGGCAGCCACCGCAGCAACAACUGCAACUUCCAGCACUCAAGAGCACGGCACCGAUUCAGUGCAACGCGGGUCGCAAUUGAGUGCGGGUUCCACACAGCAUUUGAAUGAUGAUGCGACGCCACAGGUAGAGAUUCCAGCUGCCUCGGCUAUAGCAGGCAUGAUUUCGGCCAGCCAGGAUCUGCCUUAUAUGACGCCACCGAUAGCCAACCAGCAUUUUAGCGGCGACUCGCAGGAUUCGUCCAAGGGUUAUACAAGCAUCAGCGUGCGCGAACCUUUGGCGAAUAUAUUGGCACAGCAGCCAGCGAGCAAACUGACGGCCAGAAAUGCAACUUUAACGCGCGAUGUCAACGAUUCUCAUUAUGCUACAGUCUCCGAUGAUUCGGAUGAAACCUAUGCGGCCAUUGAGGAUCCCAACAAUCGUCACAUUCCAAAUGCCACCGAUAUCUAUACCAGCGGCUCCGAGACCUACGCACAAAUCCAGCCGAUGCAAUUGAAUCCCAUUGUGGUCGCCGUUGAGAUCAACAACAGUAGCAACUUGUCAGCGGGCAAUAAUUCAUCGCUGUCAAGCAGCGGACAACAGUUGUCCACAUUGAAUCACAGCGCUGGCAAUGCAUCAACGCAUCGCAUGAGCAGCAGCAGUAUGGAGCAUGCGGGUCCAGUGCCACCGCAUGUGGACAGUUUACGCGCACAAAUGCAUUCGCGACAAGCGUCCUCUUCCUCUUCCGUGUGCAAUCUUGGCUCACCGAAGCCAGAGAAACGUCAGGCCAACUCACCGCUGCCGCCGACACCAAAAACAAGUCUCAGUCAAUCGGGACAACAUCAUUUGCAUUCUGCAGCAAGCAGCAGCAAUUUAACAUCGGGUCGCAGCUCGGUGAUAUCGGUAAUUGAAGCUGGCGGCGAUGGCAGCUCAAAUGAUGCCAAUGAAGCAAGCGAUGCAUCGCCGCAGCGCAAGCACAGCAAGAGUCUCAGUCCCUCCAAGGAUGUGGAGGGCAGUCGCAACAUCGAAGGCAUGUAUGCCAAGGUGAUGAAAAAGCACAAAUUCUCCUCGCAUCAGCCGGAGGCACUUGGCGUUAGUCCCUUGGACAGCGCGGCGGCGGCGUUGUUAACUUCCUCUUCAGCGGGCGACAAAAGUCGCGUGCGCAGCAACAGUUAUACGGCAAAGGAUCAUGGCUAUGAAACGAUACCAGCCGAUGGUCAGAAUCUGGCCCAGCAUCAUCAACAUCAUCAGCUGCCGCAUGAGAAUCGCAAAUCGGAUUGUUAUGCCGCCAAUAUGCUGCAAAAGGAGCGACAACAGGAAGCAGCCGCUUCAAGUCAGACGCUUCACAAUCCCAGCAGCAGCAUUAGCAGCGGCAGCAGCAGCGUCCAAUUGACUUCCAUUACGCCCAGCACCAGCAGCACAAAGCACUAUGAGACUAUUAACUGCCCACCGUGUCAGCCCCCAAACAACAACAACAGCAGCAGCAGUAAGACUAGCAACACCAACAACGAUCCUGGCUAUGAGCAACUGCAUGCAACGCCCCACAACAACGAUGAUGAUGCCAAAAAGUCCGACUAUGAUCCCAACUACGAGGUGCUCAAGAGUCGUGCCCACUCCGACGAUGGCUAUGCUAAAGUGCUGGAGAAGAAGCGACCACCUGGUGGCGGCGAUGCUGUCGACAGCAGCGGUGGCUAUAGCACGAUACCGGGUGCCGAUGCCAAUCAUAAUUAUGCCAGUAUAUUGGAGACAAAGGCAGCGAGUGAAACGGAUCAUUAUGCGCGCAUUGCGGAGAAUGCGGCAACGUUGGCGUCGCCCAGUUCAAUCAAUUCCUCAUCGAUGGCCACGAGUUUGUCGAUGAUUACGGUGACCACAAGCACCACCAGCAAUGUGAGCUCAACGCCGGUUUCAUCGCAAUACGAAUCGUUGACGGGCACGGGCAGUGAAACGGAUCCCAAUUACGAGUCGGUAUGCUAUCUGAAUGCCACAGCAACAACGACGGCUAACAACAGCAGCAACAAUAGCAGCAGCAACAACAGCAGCAACACCAACAGCAGCAGCAGUCAUGCCUAUGAGCGUCUGGAGUCGGAUAACAAUACGCAGGCGAGCAGCCCGUUGAGUCCAGAGUUGAGCACGCCCAGCGAUCAGUUGCUGGUCGAUGAUUACUUUCAAGUGUAGCACUUAAGAGGAGAGCUGGAUCUCGUUUGCAACACAACAACAACAACAACAGCAACCGCAACACAAACAUAGGAAGCAGCCACACAAAUUGUUUUUGUUUUUUAUUUUGCUUAGCAAUUUUUAUGCACAUAUCAUAAAUUGGAAUGCACAGCACUCGACGCAGUUCAUAGACCUUUUGCACACAACAACACACAAACAACUCUCUCAUGCUUCAUAUCGUUUUUGCUCUUUAGACUCUUUAGCUAGUUGCUAGACUAAGUAAUAGAUAACAACACCAGACAACACAAGAAAAUGUUUAAGGAAAGCAAAGAAAAACUCCAUGUACAAAGUAUUUGUAUGUUUACUUCGAUAAUUAACUUUGCUUCCCUUCCCUAACACAUAUGUAUUUAAAGCGAUAGCGCAACGCUUGACACCACACAUAUAAAUAUAUUUAUAAAUACUAUCUAUAUCUACACGAAAACAACAAAAACCACAAAGAGUUUUGCCCAGUGUGCGUCCUAAUUUAGUUCAAUUUAAAAACGGCACGAACAAAGCGCGCAGUUUAAAUAAGAGAUUUGUUUUAUUCUUGAAAAUUGAUUAGAUUCGCAGCAAGAACGAAGGAAGUUGUAGAUUAUAAAAUACAUAUACAUAUAUAUAUAUAUAUUUUUAUAUGUUGGCAUUUUGUGCUGCUCCGUUUUUUUAAACUUUUAACUUGCAAGUAUUCGAGCAACAGAAACAAAAGAAUUACACUUAAGCUACCGAGUUGAAUAAAUUAUUGAUGACUUUCACAAUGUU